AUGGCCCCGGUCGAUACUAAGGCUCUCAAAGACGAAGCCCUGGACUCGCUUUUGGCCACUCUUGAUGCUAUUCGUGGCAGAAAAUGUCUUGUCAUUGACCGCUCUCUUGCAUCUACUCUUUCGCUCAUCGCGUCCUAUGGAACCCUUCAGGAACACGGUGUCGAGAAGAUGUUUUGGCUAGACUCACCAUCUCUAGUCCAACUUAUCUCUGCAGCAGUCACCUCUUCCACCUCAGGUCCUAAAUAUAUCACAUUUCUUGUCCCUUCUGUAGCUUCACCACACUCUGCAGCUCUUGUUGCUUCUACAGCUCAACAGCUUCUUAAUCAAUCAAACAGCACUGACGGCUCAUCGACUUCUCCAUACUACGACAUCUCAGUCAUCCAAACCCCAGACCGCGCCCCAGAUCUCGUCGCCGUGCUUGAAAAUGCGGGUGUUCUUGGUGACAUUUCUCUUCACAUAUGGCCCAUUUACUUUGUCCCACUAGCUCCAGACCUGCUUUCUCUUAACAUGCCUGGCGGAGGUGGAUUUCGCGACGCGUGUCUUGCAAACGUACCUUCCACUGUCCACCAUGCAGCAGCAGCCAUUCAGGAUAUCCAACAGCGCUACGGCCUUGUCGGAAGAAUCACUGGCAAGGGCCGUGGAGCCCAGGAGCUCGUCGACAUCUUGCUGCGCAAGCGCGAGGAGCACCAAACAAAUCUUAGCGAGGCUGUGUCACGGCAAACAGGGCCACCACCAUCCGUCAAUGACAUUUUUGACCAUCAGUACACUAACAUCUUUUCCGGCAAAAAUAUUGAACAGCUUGUUGUUAUUGAUCGUCAGAUCGACCCUCUCACUCCAUUACUUACCCAGCUCACAUACCAGGGUCUCAUUGAAGAGUUUUACGGUGUCACAGAGUCAGGCCAAGUCGAGUUACCAAUUCACAUUGUUACCCCUCCCCAAAAUAAAGACUCCCCACAAGCUCACCAAAAUUCGUCUCCGCUCGUGCUCACGUCUGAUUCUGCAGAACAACAUCCGGACCUGGUCCAGAACCUCACAGUUGACAGCAAAAAAGUUACUCUGGGCAGUGAUAAUGACCAGCUCUUUGCUACCAUUAAAGACACAAACUUUUCAACCGUCGGCCAUACUCUUAACAAGGUUGCUCGCCAGCUACAGUCGGACUAUGAGUUGCGCCACGAAGCAAAAACUGUCAACCAAAUCAAAGCAUUUGUCGGUAAGCUAGGCGGACUUCAGUCAUUGCACCAAGUUCUUCGUUUUCACACAGCACUUGCUGAAGAACUCAUGACUACACUCCGCGAGGAAGAGUUCAACAAGUGGCUUGAAAUUCAACAGAACCUGGUCGCUGAUACACUUGAUUUAACACAGAUCCAUACCAUGAUUGAAGAUCUCAUUGACCGUGCAUCCAACCCAGCAAUGGUUCUGAGACUUCUUUGUAUUGACUCUGUUUGCAACGGUGGUAUCAAGGAAAAAGAACUACUUCAUUUUAAGCGUGAAUUUCUCCAAACCUAUGGCUACCAACACCUUACCACUUUUGAGAACCUUGAAACUUUGGGCCUGCUAUUCCCUCGCCACCCAAGCAAACCAAACUGGUUCCCAUCGGCAAGAAAACAAUUGGCGUUGAUUUCUGAGCAACAAGAUGAUAUGGAUCCUAGCGAUAUUGCCUUUACAUACUCAGGUUACUCUCCACUAAGUGUAAGAAUUGUUCAAGCAGCAAUUGACAAAGACGCGUUAUUUUUUGGUACAAAGGCAAAAAGAGGGGCACCAACGGCAGCAGCUCCAUGGAAGGCUGUUGGCUGGAAAGGUGCCGAGGCCAUUCUUAAAAACAUUCCCGGUCCGCGUGUUGACGAGGUCCAGCACGACGAGCUAUUUUUGCGUGAAGGCAAGUUGCGCAAAAUUCUAACACGCAACAGCCCGACCCCCCCAGGAAGUGGGCCUCACAAGGCAAACAUCAUUGUUUUUUAUAUUGGUGGAAUUACUUACGCCGAAAUUGCAGCCUUGCGCUUCAUUUCCGAGCGAUCAGAUGUUUUCAACAUUUUAAUAGCCACAACAGGUCUUAUUUCAGGCGACAAAAUCAUUGACGCCGCAUCACCAUAG
Magnusiomyces paraingens is the source of this 2091-nucleotide messenger RNA. RefSeq lists its product as uncharacterized. The coding region runs from base 1 to 2091 and encodes 696 amino acids. Gene Ontology annotation, biological process: intracellular protein transport; vesicle-mediated transport. The record is from RefSeq and is a predicted model, not a curated record. Lineage: Eukaryota; Fungi; Ascomycota; Dipodascomycetes; Dipodascales; Dipodascaceae. The transcript has a single exon. Gene Ontology annotation, cellular component: fungal-type vacuole; CORVET complex.